Molecule: messenger RNA, 7023 nt
Organism: Biomphalaria glabrata
Lineage: Eukaryota; Metazoa; Mollusca; Gastropoda; Planorbidae
Exons: 2
Coding region: 692-3622 (976 amino acids)
Biological process (GO): regulation of transcription by RNA polymerase II
Molecular function (GO): RNA polymerase II cis-regulatory region sequence-specific DNA binding; DNA-binding transcription factor activity, RNA polymerase II-specific
Source: RefSeq, a predicted model, not a curated record
CACUUGCGCUGCCUUCGAAGGAUCUUAAAAAUAACAUGGAAAGAAAGAGUGUGUAAAUCUGAGAUCCUCGCGAGAGAGGGCCUUCCCAGCAUCUUUACGUUCCUCAGGCAAUGCCGCUUGCUCUGGCUCGGACCUGUUCGCCGGAUGGAGUACAAUCGCAUCCCCAAAUUUAUUCUGUACGGGCAACUUGCGUCUGGCUCAGGAAAAACUGGUCUCCCCCACCUCCGUUACGCGGAUGUGAUAAAGCGGAUUUAAAAUCAGUGAACAUUGAUACUGACCAUUGGGAAGACAUAGCCUUAGACCGCACUAGUUGGAGAAAGACGGUGACCAAGACAGCGAGAAAACAUGGGCCUCAGCACCACCACCUUGACCUGCAAUAUAUGUGGACGUGAGUGUCUCUCCAAAAUAGGGCUCCACAGCUAUAUGAAAAAGUGUUCGAGAUGAACCAUAGUCGUUCUACGACUGAAGGAGACCACUAUAUAUAAAUGGCUAUAGACGCUUUUAACUAUUUUCCCACUUCAAUUUGUAAAAUAUCAGGAAGUGGGUGUGUUAAUAAGAAGAAUGUGGAACUCUUCUAUGUUACGAUUUUUUUUUUGUCUGUGCUGGAAGCAAGCGAUUUGUCGACACAUGAAAAAUACUGCGACUGAUAGACGUUUUGUAACCUGUAAAUAAGACUGACACAAGUCUAGCUAUGGCAACUGUUUUUUCGAAUGUUCAGGCGGAUAUUUCUGAUGAAUUAAUCAGCAAAUUUCCCCCAGAAUUCGACUUUGAUGCUUUGUUGAGGAAGAUUUGUGAUUAUGCUGGCGUCUCGAUUGACCCUACAGUUACAAUGGAUAAGACCGACUGUGGGGAAGAUCCAUUGUUACUUCUAAAUAAACCAUUAAAAUAUAGAGUAAAGGGACUGUGGCUUGGUAUGGAGAAGACAUACAGACACUUGGUUAUGGCCCUUAAUUUUUAUGGCACAGGGUUAGCACAAGCUUUUGAGGAUCAAGAAAACAUAAAUCUUGAUGUGUCACCAGAUGAGCAAGAAAUCCUAAAUGAUGAUAAUGGAGCAGUUUAUAACCCUCAAAUGAAAACUAUCCCACAAGAUACCUCUGAAGACAGCAAAAGACAGCGAAGACCUCGUAAAUCACCAAGGCAGAGUAGAAAGUUCAUUGAAGAAAUCACAGAUGUGAAUUUUGGAGAAAAUGGUUUAGAUGAGCAUUUGCUAAAACCCAAAUCUGAAGUGGUAGUUAGUAAUAAUGAAGAAAGAACAUGUGAAGCUCAUUUAGAAGAGAGUGUGGGGGAGGAAUACAAUUCUCUAGAAGAAAAUCUUCAACAAGUUCACACAGAUUGCAAAGAGGAAGUUAAAGAACAACAGAUACGUAAAAGAGGUCGACCCAGAAAGAAUUCAUCACCUUUUCAUUUAACAACUAAAAAGUUGGUGAAAACAAAAAGUUCACAACAGAAGCCAAAGAUUAUCUCAGUUUCUACAGUCAGCGAAAGUGAAAACCACCCUUCUCGUCGGAGAGGUAGGCCAAAAGUUUACAAUGAUGAAGAACAGUCUGAAUUCCCUUGCUCAGAUUGCUCAUUUGUUGCAAAAAAAAGGGCCAAACUCAGGAGCCAUAAGUUACGCAUGCAUUUGGCAUCUCCUACCAAAUGUGACCUUUGCACCAAAGUUUUCCCUAAUAAACGCUACAUGCUGCGGCAUCGUGCAUCUCACGUGGCACCUCAGCAUUGCUGUGAUGUGUGUGGUAAAAUGUACAAAAUCAGAAAAGCCAUGCUGGAGCACAGGAAGACCCAUGACAUGGAGUUUAAGAAGACCAAGAUGAAAUGUGAAACAUGUUCCAAGUCUUUCUGCAACCGCUACAUUCUGGAGUGCCACAUCAGGGACAUACACAUGGGCCAAAAGAAGAGCUACCUGUGCGCCACUUGCGGUAAAAGUUUCACUACCAAACAUUCCCUGGCAGAGCACAAUAAUGCUCACACAGGUGUUAAGCCUCAUGUUUGUGAGCACUGCGGAAAGUCUUUCUCGUACGAGUCUGCACUUAGAGACCACCGUUUCACGCACACAGAUUCAAAACAUUUCUGGUGCACCCACUGCCAGAAAGGGUUUAGCCAAAGGUCGGGGCUUAAGAUGCAUAUGCGGAUUCACAGACAGCACAAAUCAUUUGUGUGUCCUGAGUGUGGAAGGGGUUUCACACAAAAGCAGGCUCUUCAGAGGCAUGAACGGGUUCACAAGGGAGAGAAGCCAUUUGUUUGUAAGCACUGCGGCAGAUUUUUCACAGAUGCUUCUAUCAUAAGAAGACACUUGAUACUUGUUCACAAAAUAAAUAAAGAUUCCAAUCAUUGGAGAGAAGAUAUUGUAUGCACAGUAAAACCUCAGAAUGAUUACCAGGUUAAGAAAGUAGGUGAGGAGGGUCUCUCUGAUGUAGACAAAGAAAAAGAAGAUAUUUUGAAGGUAGUUGCUGCUCAACCACGCUCUAACACAAAAGGUCCUAGCAGGGCAUUUUCCAGAACUUACCCAAGAAGAGUUGCCCUUUUGGAUGAUGAAGGCAAUGUUAUAGCUCCUCCUGAGUUACCUCCAAGGCCAGCUGUCCAGCGCUCAAAGAGUACAGAGUCAAAUGAAUCAAAUGGGCAUUCGAAGGCUCUGGCAGCGGCUGUUAACAAUGCAACCUUAAUUUUAACCAAUGAAAACAGUUCAGAUUUAGAUUCUAGUUCACAGGUCAUGAAUCAGAGGUAUGUAGAGGGAGCUCAGUGGGAUGCUCUGUCAGGUCAGAUUGGCAGAACGUCAACAACUCACCUUGAAAAUAUGAUAUUAGAUGAUACAGCCCAACAUGAAAUUCAGAGGGGUAUUGAGCAUGUGCAGGGAUUACAUAAACUUAUCAAAUAUGAAAGCCUACAGCCGAGUGGAAUUCAGAUGACUAAUCACAAUAUAUUAACCCAACCCUCUCCCCCAAGUCCUAGUUCUAGUCCUAUUUCUUUCACAUCCCAGCCACUGGCUCACUCAAGAGUCAUGGAGACAUCCUUUGAAACUCUACCUCAAGCAGCACACACAGGAAGUCAGUAUUAUGAAGGUCGUACAAGCAGUACUCAGUGGUCAUCAAUGUUCUAUUACUCUCAGUUAGCUAGUCAGUUUGGUAUGAGCAUCAAUGCUGAGUAUCCCUAUGUGAGUGGAAGCUCAGGAGGGGGCAGUACCACGGCUCAUCUGACUCAGUAUUCUGCCCACUCACCGUCUGGUCACCAGACAAGUCCAACAACUCUCAUUCUUCAAUCUCAACCCCACCUCCCUCAAAUUGAGAGUCCGAAGCAGGAUGAGCUUCGUAACAGUUCUAGUCAAAUAAUAAUGAACUCUGGCCUCCACCAAAAUAAUGAGUUAGUACGACAUGUCAACAGCAUGAAGCUGGUCACUGGGGAAACGAUACUGCACCCUACAGACUUGAUUCUUCAGCAUGAGUUACAGAACAGUCCCAGUCAUGGCUUGGGCAGUGUUGAAGCUCACCAUGUGACAACUUUGGAGCAUAUGGGUGUAAGCCUUGCUGACACCCAGUCUAUUUUAGUGCAGCAUGUGAGUGACAGUCGACAGCAGUCACCAGACAUUCCACCCAGAAACACCACUCUCAUACAUUUAAAACACAAAUAGCCUCUCCUUAAAAUGUCUGUUUUGUCACUGUUUUAAUUUUAAGUAUUAAUGGCAUGUAAAGGAUUUUAAGAAAUAUAGAUAGGAAGAUUAAUAUUGAUAACAUCUAGAUGACUUUGCCCAGAAUAAUUCUAUCAAUUCCAAAAUUCUAUUGCAAUUGGUUGAAAUUAAAUGAAUUGAAAACUUUAAUUUUCGGAAUUCUUACUAACUGAGACUUAGAUCCACCCACUCUGUUUGGUGCAUUGAGCAUAGCUCUCUCCACAGAGAUUGGUCCUAAGUGACCUCUACAGCUUCUUCUCAGUUGGUGCCACAUGGAUCUUAGGUAUUCUAAGAAGAUAUGUCCUCAUGUUGUACAUGGUAUUUUUGGAAUAAAAAAAAGUUAUUAGAUAAGAAAUAUAUAAAUAUCAGCCAGAAAGGUCCACAAAGAUGUUCAGGUUUUAAAAAGGUCAAUAUGAGUUCAUGAAGUGACUUGAAUUGGCAUUUUUUUUUUUUUGCUUUUACAUAUGGGUGCAAUGUUUCAGGCAUAAUCCACAUGCAAAACACACAGGCAUUGUUUGUUGUUUUAUAGUUUGCUUUGAACAUGUUAACAUUAUUGAUAUAUGCACAAAUCUAUGCAAUAAUUGUAUAUAGUUGGUAAAUGGUGUGUUCACAAUAAUGUACAUUUUUGUAAUUUCAUAGAUGAUACAUAGAACCAAAAAAAACAACAUGACAUAGUUAUUGAACUGAUGCUUUCAGAAGUAUUUAUAAAAAAAUAUAUAUGUAUAUUUACAUAUGUACACCAAAUGCAGCUAAAUUAUUAACUGCUAAUCUGGAACAGCUGGACAGAAUUUAUAUUAUAAUGUACUGGAUAUUAAAAGCUGUCCCUUUUAUAUGUUUACAUAACUUAUAAAAUCGACAGUGUUCCUUUUUUUCACCCACUUUUAUUGUUACCAAUACAUAACAAAACAACAUAAUGAAUGUUGUCUAAUAUUAACUAAAUUCUUACUCAAAAUGUUUUAGCCCUGAUAUAUUGUUUCUGUUAACCUAAAUAGUCUUUUGGGACCAGUAGUAUUCACUUAUUUUUUUUCAAUAUAAUCAGAUUUUUAAAAUUUAUAUUGUACAAGUCAUUUUUUUUUCUUUCUGUUUAAUAAAGUUGAUAGUAAUAGGUUACUGGCCUGAACUUAGUGUCACAAGUGUUUCAAGUGUCCAUGUGUAGACAUUUUGUUAAUUUAUUAUUAAAGCAAAACCUUGUAUGACUGGCAGUGUCUGGAGCUUUCAAAGAAUUGUGGCUAAAGAGUAUAAAGAAUUGUAUCCAAGCUUUCUAGUUUUAUAUUUGAUAGAAAGUAGUUGUUUUUGUUGAUUAUAGAUCUAGAUUUUAAGUAUUCAACUCUUCGUAUGACAUUUACCUCAGUGGGCAUUAGGAGACUAUUAUUUGGUUUACCGGUAUUGACUAUUUUCUUCUAUGCAAUUGUUGACUAAAGAAAUAUUGUAAAAAAAAAAUUGACAGAGAUCUCUUGGCCAGUAUCACUCAGUGUUUCUAUAAUUUGUUUAAAAUCACCACAACCUGUGUUCUGCAAUUUUCUCUGUGACUAGUUUGAUGGAAUAUAUUUAAAUGAACAAAUAAAAAAACAACAACAGUAAAAUAGCAAACAAAAUUUCUAAAAGCAACAGAAAUUUUUACAAUACACCUUCAUAUAAAAAAAAUGAUCACUGUAUGGGAUUCUGUAACAGUUUUAAAUAUUUUUUUAUCAUUUAGAGCAGUGUUUCCCAAACUUUGCUUUAACGGAACACUUUGUAAAUACUGAGUAUUUAGCAGAACACUUUGCUUAUUUCUUAGAUAGUGGUGGCCUAUUAGUUAAUUAUUCCAGUAGUUUGUGGAACACCUAUUCAGGCCUUGCGGAACACUAGAGUUCUCAGAACAUAGUUCAGGAAACACUAAUGUAGACUUUGGAUGGAGUUGACUUAGCGACUAAAAUGUCCAUAAAUGGUGAGGAGGCUAAAGACAAUAUUUGAACUUAGUCCAUUAACAUUUUAUGAAGUUGAAAAUAGAGGUAAUGAUAAAUAGAUGUAAAUAAAUUUUCUAAGCUAGCUGUAACAGCUAUAAGUUUUAGGUUUGAUUGACAGUAUGCCUACUGUAGGUAAAACUAGCUUAACAGGCAUUCAAUUUCCACCAUUCUUAUAUACAUGUAUAUCACCCAGAUGAUACCAGAUACCUAAACAUUGCAAAAGUAUUUCAUGUUACUUUAUUCUAGGGUUUCAAUUCUAAGUAGAAAUCUCAGUUUCUAUCUAGGAACAUCCUAUCAUUCAGAUAUUUUCCAUCUAAAAAAUAAUGUGUACAUUAUUAAUUUAUUUCAAAAAUUGAACACUCGCCAAAGAAUCAUGUUGUUUUUUUUAAUGUAAUAAAUAUCAGUAUUAUCAACAGAAGCCAGUGAAGUAAGAACUAGAUAAACCCAAAUGUCUGUAUUCUGUACCAGUACUGUUAUUUGUGUGCCUACUUCCUUUACACUUUACAUUAAUAUUGUAUUGGGCCAGCAGGAAUGUAACUUUAUUUUCAAUGUGAUAUCUUAGAAUUGAAAUGUAAUUCUCAGUUCUAACAUGUGGUACUAGCUGUGACUUGUUGCUAGAAAUGAGAAAUGACUCAAGUGUUAUGGGUGGGUGGGUGGCUAAAAGAAGAGGUAUUGUUAAUGGAAUUAAUAGAAUGAUCUUUAGAAAUCCUUGUUAAAUUGUGCUUGAAAUUAAUGUUGCUGCUGAUCAGUGUGUUCAGUGAUUGGUCUUUUUAUAUUGUCAUUCUUUUACAACUUCUCAUGGCUCAUCUUCUGUGUUCUCAUUUUCUUCUUCUUCUUCGUUCUCAAUGGCUCAUCUGAAACAGGAGAAAUAACUCUGGCUGAGAUCAGCUAUUUUUAGCUUCUGUUUUAAAUGUGACUUGAAAACGUUGCCAAAAGAAAAAAAAAUUAGAUAUAUAAAAUAAGGCUGUGAAAAAAAUAUACAAAGAUAAUUCAUCUUAUUUUAUUUUUUUUUAUUUGAAAAUCAACCUUUAGUCUCAAUACAAAGCUGACAAUUUGUCUUCUUAUAUUGUUUGGUGAAAGAUAUUCUGUGUCAGUUUAAAAUAAUGUUCUUUUUUUUUUCAAAUCUUGGUUUACUAAACACUGACUAUCCUUUUGUUUGUUGUUUUAUUCUUUGUGAAUGGGCACCAUCUACUUUGAGGGUUUUGCUUUUAUAUGAAUUGGUUUGUUAGUAAUUUGAAAGGCAUUUGUAAAUAUUUGUUUAUUCUAAAGUUAGUUUGUUUGAUAGAUCUAGUUAAUUUUUGUUUUGUUAUUCCCCUAUUAUUUGUAAAAUCCAUGUAACAUAGGGAAAUAUAUAUAUCUGUACCUGAAAAAAGUUAUAUAUUUGACAGAGAGAGAGAAAUACAUAAUUUUGUACUUAAA